UUUAAAACAGAAAGCACUGAGGAAGCUGUGGUGAAAAAAGUUUUACCUAACAGACUUGCUUUGAGAUUCAAUCAGGACUGUCAGGCCAGCGAGGACAAGUUAACCGACGUCUACAGUUUUGGUGAUACCUUUGUUUGUCGUCCACCAUGAGCACUCAGGCCGCUGACAGCAUACCUGGUCCAGCAGAAAAUGAGCAGGAGCAGGAGCCGUUGAGGAUCAUGCUUCUUGGAAAAUGUGGUGCAGGCAAGAGCUCGAGUGGGAACACCAUCCUCAAUAAAAUGGUGUUCAGGUCAGAGAUGAAGCUGGGCAGCAUCACUGUUCACUGUGAAAAAGAGUCCGGGAUGGUUGGAGAUGUACCUGUCGAUGUGAUUGACACACCUGGGCUUUUCGAGAAGGGAAGCAACAAGGAGGACAUCAUCCGAGAGAUUCUUCAACGCCUGAAACUCCAGGAACCAGGACCCCACAUCUUUGCAUAUGUUGUUCCUUUAGGAAGGCUGACUCAGGAAGACCAAGACACCCACACGCUGAUUGAAGCAAAGUUUGGCCCAAGAGUGUGGGACUACACCAUCGUGCUGUUCACCCACGGGGAUUGCCUGGAAGACAAAACAAUAAACAACAUCAUUACUGAGAGUGACGAGAACCUCCGCAACUUCAUACGCAAGUGUAGCGGUGGCUUCCACGUCUUCAACAACAAAACCCCGGAGGACCAGAAGCAGGUCACAACUUUUAUGGAGAAGAUCGAGACCCUGGUGGCCCUGAAUGGAGGUAGUUACUACAAUACAGAGCUGUAUCCUGAGAAGGAGAGGGAAAUCAGAAAAAGACAGGAAAGCAUCCUUACAGAGAGACAUGAAGAAAUCAGUAAAAAGGAGGAAAAUCUGAAGGAGCGUUACAAGAAUGAAGAGCUAAAGAUGAUGAAGACAAAGCUGUGGAGAAAAGAGGAGGAAAGGGCAAGAAAAGACGCAGAGGGGGAGUUGUGCAGCCGCAAGUUGUACAUGUCCUACCUCAUGAAGGGCAUCCUGUUUCUGGCUGUAUUGUGUCUACUGUUAUGUUGGGGUCUUGGGGUAGCAGCUAAAUGGCUUUUUGGAAUAGGAAUAGGAAUUUUGAUUGUGGUGUCUUUUAAGACCUUUCCAAUUAUUCCAGGAAAAAUACCAGGUCUUUCUAAGAAAAAGAUAUAGAUGAGCUUUUACUGUGUUAGUGAUUUAUCAUUCAAAUAUGUGACAGAUGAUAUAUUGAACUCAUUUAAUUAACAAAAAUAAUUUUCAUACAAAUUUUUCUGUCCAUAGUUAGAAAAUAUUGUCAUCUGAUAUCAUCUCAUUAUUCUCAUAUUUAAUCAGAUAACAGAACUGUAAAAAUGCUAAUAAAAACAAUAUUUAAAGUAUUACACAAAAGGCU
This is a messenger RNA of Neolamprologus brichardi, 1392 nucleotides long. Its product is annotated as GTPase IMAP family member 7-like. The record is from RefSeq and is a predicted model, not a curated record. Gene Ontology annotation, molecular function: GTP binding. NCBI's taxonomy places the organism in Eukaryota, Metazoa, Chordata, Actinopteri, Cichliformes, Cichlidae.